CUUCAUCAUAUGUUUUCUGUCAGAGAUAGAAUAAUCUUUUAUAAUACUACAAAGCAAAACAAAUAUCUAGAGAAAAUGUAAAUUUGAUAAGGAUAUGAAAUGUAACCUAUAACGUUCUACUUCAUUUUCGUUGUAUACACCAAUCAAACUUAGAAUGUAUAUCGUGGUAUAAAUAAUUUUAUGUAUCGUUGACAACGAACAUACAGUGUAAUACAAGUGUUAUCAGUAUUUCAUGUUAAUUUUCGUUAAAAUAAAUAAUAGUACUCUCUAUUAUUUGCCCCAUAUAACGAUAGGAUCGUUUUUUUUCUCAUCCAUUGUCAUUGUGUUCUUUUUCUUUUCUUUUCUUUUUCUUUCUUUCGUAUUCUGUCCAUAUUCAAUGUGCUUGUCACCUUUUCUUCUUACAAUCAUAUCCAUGAGUAACACUUGUCUUUUAUUUGAAUACCAAUGAGUAUUACUCUUGUAAUUUUUUUUUCUAAAUAACUUCGCCUAUUUACUUAAACGAUGGAGUGAAUCUAUUUGAAAAAGUAAGGCAUCUAAUAGAUUAACAUCAAUUUUUUUGUUAAUAUUUAUUUACUCACUUGAGAAGGAAGAAAAGAGGAAAAAAAUGAUGAAACAAUCAUAUUGGACAUAAUUCUGAUAGUUGAAAUCAAUUGAAACAUUUUCUUUAAAUAUUGUAGAUGUCCUCAAAUUUAUUACCUGACAUCGAAAAUUUAUGUACAUUAUUCGAUAAACAAGUAGAUUUAACAACAGAAUCAUCAAAUAAUGAAAUAGAAAAUAUCAAUUCUACAUUUAAUAGUCAAUCACGUCGACCCUUAACUGUAUCAACACUUGCUCAUUAUUUCGGUCUUCAGUGUGAUGAAUAUCUUCGUUUAUCAAUUAAAUCUACGAAUGAAUCAAAUAAAUCCGACACUUUAACGAAUUCUUUAACAAAACAACGUGGAAUUACGUUUGAAUCUAAUUUAAAAUCUUAUUACUCUUCAUCAAUACUAUCAAAUAUUCAAGAUGAACAUCAAUUUUUACCUUAUCUUCGUUCGUUAAUAUCAAAUCCAACUGACUUACGAAUUGGUUAUAAUAUAAAAUUUCGAUGGACAUACGAUAAUCAUCUUCAGAGUCAUUAUAAACCUGAUUUUUUAUUAAUAAAACAUUUACCUACGAAUGAAAAUCGAAUUGAGAUAACAAUAGCUGAUGCCAAAUCAUCAUCUCGUAUGCGUAUUGAACAUUGCAUUCAAGUUGCACUUUAUGCGAUUGAUUUACGAUUAUGGCUCGAACGAAAUAAAUUAGAUGAACAUAUUUUUAUAAAUACUUUUGGUGAAAUAUGGUUACCAAAUGAUAAUGAUUUGAUUCCAUAUGAGAAAAAGGUUUUUCCAAUGAUGAAAUUACAAGAAAGACUACAACAUUUUCUUAAAUAUGAUUUGGAUAAAAUUUUAACAGGAUCAAAAUGGAUAAUGUUAUCACGUUGUUCAUUUUGUCCAUUUGUUUCACGUUGUCGUGAAAGAGCUAUUCAUUAUGAACCUGAAUCAAUAAAUAAUUUAUCUUAUUUAACACCAUCAACUCAUUCGUUAAUUUAUUCAUUUUUUCAAACCACAUUACUUUCAUCAAUUGAUCUUAAUCUUAUUUUUGAAAAACCAGAUCCUAAUAAAAUUUACGUUGAUGAUAAAAUAAAAUUACAAAGAAUUUUAUCAAUCAAUGUCGAUGAUAAAACAAGUGCUGUGGUAAAAGCUCUUCAAACACGUGAACCACAAUUGAAACAACAAACAUCACUUUUAAUACCGAAAAUAAAUAAAGAUUUAAUUCUUCUUUUUAUUUUUCUAAUACCUAAUCCAUCUCAAUUACAUUCUGUAGCUCUCUUUGCUUAUAAUAUAUAUGAUACUUCUGAUCAAUCAUGGUUUUCUUCUCAACCAAUUAUUCAAUCAUAUCCAUCACCAUAUCAAAUUGUUUCAAUUAUAUCUCAAUCAUUAGAAGAACUUAAAGAAAAAUCUGAACGUCCUUGUCAAAUUGUUCUUUUUGAUGAACAAGAAAAAACAGUUCUAUUCGAACAACUUACACUUGCAUCUGAUAGUGAAUAUAUUAGUCAAUGUCUUGUUUUAUUAAGUACAUCAGAAAAUGCUAUUCUACUUGAUUAUCCACCGGAUAUUCUUCAAAGUGAUCGUCUAUUUCGAUCACAUCCAUUAUCAAAUGUAAAAAAAGAUGAAAUUGAAAAAGAAUUAAAUAAACGGUAUGGUGCAUCUGGUGAUCAAAAUAAGAAAUCUACAAAAAUAGAAUUAGCACAUCAAUUAAAACAAUUAAACGAUCAAGAACAAGAAAAAACAAGACAAACUCUUAUUGGAUUACCAUGUCUUAUUUCUUUACAUACAGCUAUUCGUCAAUCAUUUAUUGUUCCAACACCUGGUUAUUUUGAUUUAGAUGAUCUUAAGUCUUCUUUCAAAAUUACUUUGCCUUCAAUGAAUACUACAGAAAUACUCGAAGCCAUAUCCGAGUCAGUUAUUGAUGAUCUUGUUCAACAGCGUUUAAAUGUUCUUGCACAUCUUUAUUUAACUAUUCAAAAUCAACUUUCAAAAUCGAAUCUUCUUCAAUUAGAUGUAUUUCCAUUACCUAAUAUUUUACCAAUAAACAGUUCUCAUCCACAUAUUCGUCGUUUAAUAUUUUUACGUCAAUAUGAAAUGUUAUAUUCUUUACGUUCAAUUCAACAAACACGAUUUGACACGACUGAAUCACCUAUUCUUAUUCGAAUAAUCGAUAGAAAACCUAUUGAUAAAUAUAAUAAUUUAUUGGAAUGUCAAAUUGAACGUGGUCAAGAAAUAAUCUCAAAAAAUUUAACUGAAAAUGUAGUAAAUACAAGUCUUUUUCGUACAUAUCCAUACUUAAUUUCCAAAGAUAAUUAUUCCAUUCGAACAUUUCCUGAUGCUGUUUAUAUGGAUUCAGCUAUUGAUGGUAUUCGUUCUCGUACAAAACUUGAUCAAUGUGGUUUAGCUCAUGUAGAACAAAAUGAAGAAAGUGAAACGAUAUUUAUUCGAGUUAAACUUUGUAAUUUUUCUUUUCAAAUUAAUCAACAAUAUUAUUUAAGUGAACGUUAUGUGGAUUUUAAUACUAAAAAAGCCAUUCAAGCAUUAGAACGAGCAACACCAUUGACAACACAAAUAUUAGAUGAUCCGAGACAAUUGAAAAAACCUGAAGUCAUUCAAAAAUCAAGUCAAAAUUUACAACAAGAAAUAAUAAAUAUGUUUUCUAAAAUCGAACCUACGAUUAAACCUGAAGGAUUACAUAUGCUUAAUAAAGCGCAACAAUUGGCAUGUGACAAAGUUAAAAACAAUCGUAUCACACUUAUUUGGGGACCACCAGGGACUGGUAAAACUUAUUGGUCUGGUGUAACUGUUUUUCAGAUGUUAAUGUUUUCUGCAUCACCUUUACGUGUAUUAAUUACAGCUUGUACUCAUACAGCAAUUAAUAAUCUUCUUUCUUCAAUAGAACAUCUAAAAAGACUCUUUUCGUCAUCACCACAAUUUCCUCAAUGGUAUAAAUUAGCUAAUGAAUUAGUUAUAUUAAAAAUUGAUUCAAAUAAUUAUCGUGAUCUUUCAUCUUGGAAAAGAGAACAUUCAAUAGUUGUUGGAUCAACAGGAUGGACAUUACAAAAACUUGAUCCUUCAAUUGUUUUUGAUGUUAUUUUUGUUGAUGAAGCAACACAAUUAUUGACAAGUGACGCUGUACUAGCACUUAAUCGUUUAGAUAAUCAUGAAGAAUCUCGAUUGAUUGUCGCUGGUGAUCCAUUACAACUACCACCUGUUAAACGUUGUAUUUAUCCAGCUUUACCUUAUCCUGUACCGGAUCUAUUUUCAUCUCUUUUUCAUUGUUUAUUACGUGAUGAAAAUAAUACACCAAUAUCAUUACAUACAGAGAAACCAUUCGAACAAAUAUCGCGUUGUCCAUAUUUAUCUAUUUUUAAUGAAAAUCAUCGCAUGAAUGAGCCAUUAUCAGAUUUUACUCGUCUUCUAUAUGGUGAAAAUUAUCGUCAAGGUCGUAAAAAAUCUUUACUUUCAAUUCGUUCAAUUGAUAAUUUACAUACACAUCUUCUUGGAUCUCUUCUUGAAGUACAUAAUUCACUUUAUACUUUUUUUGUUGAUUCUUUAUCAACAAGUUCAUUUUCGUCACGUGCUGAAGAUCUUCGUCUUGAAUCACAUCUUGUUUAUUCUCUUGUCAAUGAACUUAUUUUACGUAUAUCUCCUUCAUCAAUAUUCAUAAUAACUCCUCAUCGAAUGCAACGUUCUGCUAUUCAACAAAAACUUUCAAGAAAUCCAUUUUCAAAUGUUUCAAUAACAUGUGAUACUGUCGAACGAAUGCAAGGAAAAGAAGCUGAAUGUGUCAUACUCUGUAUGCUUUACAGACAACAUGAAAUUCUUGAAAAUGAAUUGGAUUUUAUUUAUAAUCGACAACGUAUCAAUGUUAGUAUAACACGUGCACAGCAGCUAUGUAUUCUCCUAACAUCACAAUUAUUAUUUUAUCAACCUCCACUAGAAUUAUUUGUUAAUGGAAAUACAAGAAAUGCUUAUACUUUAUUGAAUAAUUAUGUUAAUAAAUCUACUGUGCGAUUAUUGGAUAGUGACGGAAAUAUAAAAUAA
This is a messenger RNA of Adineta steineri, 4613 nucleotides long. NCBI's taxonomy places the organism in Eukaryota, Metazoa, Rotifera, Eurotatoria, Adinetida, Adinetidae. The record is from the annotation of a GenBank genome assembly.